UCAAACCCUAGAGAGCAGAGAGAGCCGGCCUUCACCCUCAUCGGCUGCAAAGUCCAAGGUUUUCUCUCGGGUUUCUUAGUGCGGCAAUGGCGACGGCAAGAACUGUGAAAGACGUCUCACCUCACGAAUUCGUGAAGGCCUACUCUGCUCACCUGAAGCGAUCUGGGAAGGUUGAGCUUCCUUCAUGGACUGAUAUUGUCAAGACUGCUACGUUUAAGGAGCUUGCUCCUUAUGAUCCUGACUGGUAUUAUGUUAGAGCUGCCUCCAUGGCUAGGAAGAUCUACUUGCGAGGAGGUCUUGGUGUCGGUGCCUUCCGCAGGAUUUAUGGAGGCAGUAAGAGGAACGGAAGCCGUCCUCCCCAUUUCUGCAAAAGCAGUGGAGCAAUAGCUCGCCACAUCCUUCAACAGUUGGAGCAAAUGAGUAUUAUUGAAAUUGAACCCAAGGGAGGAAGGAGGAUCACAUCCAGCGGAAGAAGGGAUCUUGACCAGGUUGCUGGGCGCAUUGCAGUUGCUGCUUGAAUCAAUCAUUUUACUGGCCUAUAUUGGUCUUAUGUAUUCUUGUUUUAGUAGGUUGAGACUGUAAGAACAGAAAUUAUGUGAGAAAUUUUUGUUCCUUACUGUUGGGUUAUUUUAAAGGUGAAUUUGUUCCGCUUUUGUGCUUUUAGCCGUUGACAAUUUUUGUUGCAAUUUUAUCAGUGUUUUUAUAUCAGAAAUGAAUGGUCGAUGGUUUCCUUUAUCUAUUAA
Molecule: messenger RNA, 743 nt
Organism: Tripterygium wilfordii
Lineage: Eukaryota; Viridiplantae; Streptophyta; Magnoliopsida; Celastrales; Celastraceae
Product: 40S ribosomal protein S19-1-like
Exons: 4
Coding region: 87-518 (143 amino acids)
Biological process (GO): ribosomal small subunit assembly; translation
Cellular component (GO): cytosolic small ribosomal subunit; ribosome
Molecular function (GO): RNA binding; structural constituent of ribosome
Source: RefSeq, a predicted model, not a curated record